Molecule: messenger RNA, 589 nt
Organism: Elgaria multicarinata webbii
Lineage: Eukaryota; Metazoa; Chordata; Lepidosauria; Squamata; Anguidae
Gene: CIMIP3
Product: ciliary microtubule inner protein 3
Exons: 2
Coding region: 1-537 (178 amino acids)
Source: RefSeq, a predicted model, not a curated record
AUGGGGGCCCUGGCACCUCCAGGUAUGGCUUUGGAAGCUUUCUGCGAGAAACCCUGGAGAGCCACUACCAAUCAGUGUAUACAGUACUCAGUUAGAUGGACCAAUUAUCUGACUCAAGAUAAGACCAAAACAUCUAGGAAAACCAAAGAGUGCGUCAAUGCCUGCAAGAUGUCAGAGGAGAAGAAAGCGGCCAAAGCAUUGCCGCAGUCAUCAACUGCUGCACAAAAGCCUAAGAAGCAGUUUCCAAUAGCCCUGGGCUACAAGAUGGAGCAGGCUUUAGUUUCUGAAUAUGUCCCUGUGGUCAUACAUCCUGGAGGACACAAGCCUGAGUCUCUCAGCUUUGCUUUCUACAACCCUAACUACUCCAAUUCUUACACUCCAUUUUACACUUUACAAAAACCAACCUGUGGUUAUCAGUAUUGCCGAGACACAGAUCAUACAAGGAAAGUGUUAGAUGUUGAGAGAGUGAAUAUCCCGAAGUGGAGAAGUGUGGUGGGGAAAAAGCCAGGUGUGUCCAUAGCAAGCUCAAAACACUGAAACUACCAUGCAAUUACAAGGGCUUUUAUAAGGGCAUUCUAAGAUGGAGACU